Molecule: messenger RNA, 930 nt
Organism: Vicugna pacos (alpaca)
Lineage: Eukaryota; Metazoa; Chordata; Mammalia; Artiodactyla; Camelidae
Product: olfactory receptor 52A1-like
Biological process (GO): G protein-coupled receptor signaling pathway
Cellular component (GO): plasma membrane
Molecular function (GO): G protein-coupled receptor activity; olfactory receptor activity
Source: RefSeq, a predicted model, not a curated record
AUGGGAUCUACUAACAUGUCAUAUCUGAACCCGAAGACAGUAAUCCUGAUUGGGAUCCCUGGCCUAGAGCACGUGCAGUUUUGGAUUGGAUUUCCCUUCCUUGGUGUGUGUCUGCUGGCUCUACUGGGGAACAUCUUCUUAUUAAUCGUCAUUGCUACAGAACGCAGUCUUCACCAACCCAUGUAUAUCUUCCUGGCAGUUUUGGCAGCAACUGACCUAGGUCUCUGUGUAGACAUUGCUCCCAAGAUGUUGGCUAUCUUCUGGUUUGGCUCUUGCUCCAUGUCUUUUGAUGCUUGCCUCACCCAACUCUUCUUCAUCCAUGCCUUGCAGGGCACGGAAUCUGGCAUCCUGUUAGCCAUGGCCUUGGAUCGCUAUGUGGCCAUCUGUGAUCCUUUGAGGCAUACAUCCAUCCUCACACCUGUCUUUCUAAUUCAGAUGGUACUGAUGGUGGCAAUCUGGGCAACGGUGCUUGUUGGGUUUCUACCCAUUCUACUCAAACAACUACAACUUUUCCAAUCUGUGAUUAUUGCCCAUUCCUACUGUGAGCACAUGGCUGUGGUCAAGUUGGCUGCAGAAGAUGUUCAUAUUAAUAAAUCAUAUGGGCUCUUUGUGGCUUUUGCAAUUCUAGGUUUUGAUAUGAUCUUUGUCUUUAUCUCCUACAUUCUGAUUUUUCAGUCUGUUUUUCAUCUUCCCCAUAAGGCGGCACGACUCAAAGCAUUCCACACUUGCACUUCCCAUAUUGUCAUUUUCCUGGAGUUUUAUAUUCUUGCUUUCUUUUCCUUCUUCAGCCACUGUUUUGGACAUAUAUCACCCUAUGCCCAUAUCCUCCUGUCUACCAUCUAUCUGCUUGUGCCCCCUGCCCUUAACCCCAUUGUUUAUGGUGUGAAGACCAAGGAGAUCCGCAGGCGGGUUGCUCAGUUGGUAUUCUGA